Auxenochlorella protothecoides is the source of this 1248-nucleotide messenger RNA. RefSeq lists its product as hypothetical. Bases 1 to 1248 code for a protein of 415 amino acids. The record is from RefSeq and is a predicted model, not a curated record. The transcript is spliced from 5 exons. Lineage: Eukaryota; Viridiplantae; Chlorophyta; Trebouxiophyceae; Chlorellales; Chlorellaceae.
AUGUACAGCGUCGCCAUUCUCGGGGCAUUGCUCGUCUUCCUGGGGUCGGAGAAGAGCUUCGUGCACUUCAGUCGCACCGCGCGCCGGGUGUUCUGGUACCUCCUGAGCUGCGCCCUGGGCCUGUGGCUGGUCCGUUGGCUGCAGACCCUGGAGGGGAUGAGCAUGCUCUGGGUCUUCCUGUCUGCGGUCCUGGCUGCCUCGGUGGUGGAGGACGAGGUGAGCAAGGCUAGGGGCUUGGUCAUCCUCGACAACGAGGCGUGCCGACGCCAGCGCGCCGCGCUGCGCACGCCCGCCGCCCAGGGCCUGGCGGAGCGGGUGAUGGACCUCGUGGCAGCGGUGACCCGCGGCCAGGGCUACACUGCCGGCACGGUGCAGCUGUUGGGCGAGCUGCGCGGCACCACGCGCCGCCUCCGUGCGGGCCUGCACGCCGCGCUGGCCGGCGCCGGCGCCGACGAGCUCAACUACGUGCUCACCGCCGUCAACGCGCCCGCGCUGCUGGAGGUGGUGGCGCCGGAGACGGUCACCGUGCUGGUGCGGGGGCGUGUGGCGGCGCUGACCACCGUGUCGCGCUCCGUCCUGGUCGACGCCUUCCAGAAGCUGGGCCUGCGCCACCGCACGAGCCGCCAGGCCGCAGUGCGCGACGUGCUGCUGGCCACGCGGGGGCUGGACCUCACCCGCCUCAAGGCCUACAUCGACGACGGCGGGGACUACCACUCCUGCUACAAGCUCAUGUACAACGACCUGCAGGGUGAGCUCCAGCAGGAGGUGCUGGCGCACGUGACGCGGGAGGGGCGGCGCGUGGCGGCGGCCUUCGCACGGCACGCCGGCCCCUCGGCCCCGCCGGGCGUGGUGCUCAAGGUCCUGUCCGACGUGGACGACACGCUGUUCAGCUCCGGUGCGCACUGGCCGGCGGGCGUAGACGCGCGCUACCCGCGCAAGUGCUUCUACCCCGGCGCGCUGGCCUUCUACGCCGAGCUGGACCGCUGCUUCGCGGCGCGGCACGCCGGCGCCCUGGCCGCCGUGGCGCAGGAGCUGCAGCUGGAGGAAGCCUACGCGGCCAUCUACCCCGAGGCCGCGCUCGUGCUCGUCGGCGACAACGGCCAGGGCGACGUGCUGUGCGCCGAGGUGCUGUGGGGCUCGCUGCGGCCGCGCGCCGAGGCGGAGCAGGACGCCGCAGCGGGGCUGGCGGCGGGCGACGGCGUGCGCUGGGGGCGAGGGGACAUGCGCGCCCGUAAAAACUUCGUAUAG